This is a messenger RNA of Thyridium curvatum, 1533 nucleotides long. RefSeq lists its product as uncharacterized. Gene Ontology annotation, cellular component: cytoplasm. Lineage: Eukaryota; Fungi; Ascomycota; Sordariomycetes; Thyridiales; Thyridiaceae. The transcript has 2 exons. The record is from RefSeq and is a predicted model, not a curated record. Gene Ontology annotation, molecular function: guanyl-nucleotide exchange factor activity. Bases 1 to 1533 code for a protein of 510 amino acids.
AUGGUGGCAUCUGCCUCUCGUGGUGUUAAGCGAAAGGCUGAUAGUAUUGGGGACGAGGAGAGAGAGGCUUCUCGAGCCUCCCGCGCGAGGACAGACGGGCACUCCGCUCCUCCAGCCACUCGCCGACCGAAGAUAUCAAACAAGGUCAGCUCUGCAGGGCCUGAGAAUACUCCGCGACCUCCUAAGUCCAGCCAGAGGCCCGCCCCAAUUCUCGCCGUCAUGGGCUUUGGGUCUCAUGAGAUGGGGGAACUUGGCUUGGGACCCAAGGCGACCGAGGUCAGGCGUCCCCGACUUAUCUCCUCCCUCGACCCUGACGCCAAGACGGCAUUCCAUGUUGUCCAGCUCGACUGCGGCGGGAUGCACUCUCUCGCCUUGACCGUGGACAAUAAGAUUUUAUCCUGGGGCGUCAAUGAUAACGGGGCUCUCGGUCGAGAGACAAGCUGGGACGGCGGAGUCCGCGACGUGGAUGCGGACGAAUCCGAUGAUCAGUCGGAAGAAGCCGACGAUUUAAACCCCCGCGAAUCCUCUCCUGCCGAGAUCUUGUCCGGCCACUUCCCUCCAAAGACCCGCUUCGUCCAGGUCGCUGCCGGGGACAGCUGCAGUUUCGUCGUCACCGACACAGGACUUGUAUACGGAUGGGGUACUUUUGUGAACCCCAGAGGCGAUAAGAGCUUUGGUUACACCGACGAUGAGACAAGGAAGAUAAUCGAAAUCCAGCCUGUCCCCGUUCUCGUUCCGGGCCUUAAGGACGUACGACAGAUCAAAUGCGGAGCCAACCAUGCCAUCGCUCUCGACAAACGCGGAGGUGUCUGGGCUUGGGGGGUCGACGAGCAGAAGCAGCUGGGACGAGCAGAACGGUCCGGCUUCGGGCGCCACAGGAAGGACCCCUUGGUACCUCGUCGCGUUGAGGCUUGCCCCAGAGGUGCUCGAUAUAUCGCGUCAGGCCCUUAUCAUUCCUUUGCAGUUGACACCCGAGGCGUGGUCUGGUCGUGGGGCUUGAACAGUUACGGCCAGAGCGGUUGCAAGGAGCUGCUGGCAGAAGAUGGUGGUCCCAGUAUCCUUCCUCACCCCAUGAAGGCCAGCAGCCUUCACGGAAGGCGCAUCGCAGCCAUAGAUGGCGGUGCGCACCAUUCUGUAGCUAUCACGGUCAAGGGCGAGUUUCUCGUUUGGGGACGCCUGGAUGCUGGACAACUUGGGGUCAAGUUCAGCGAUCAACAAUUCGACGAUCCAACCUUGAUACGCCGAGACGAAAAUGGUCGUCCUCGGAUCUGCCUCCGUCCAACUUUGGUCCCUGAUAUCGGGUAUGCUGCCUUUGUCAGCUGCGGCACAGAGAACACGAUCUUUGUCAAUGCAGAGGGCACGGCCUUUAGCGCUGGUUUUGGGCCUCAGGGCCAGCUUGGGCUUGGUGAAAUCGAAUCCUUAGACGAGGCCAAGGAGAUCAUCGGCAAAGCAGUCUCGGGAAGGAGGCUGACUUGGGCUGGCACCGGAGGCCAGUUCAGUAUGAUCGCCGCGCCGCUGACUAGACCGGCUUGA